GGUAAAAAGAUAAAAGCAGUUAGUCAAGGAUGGCGGGGGAGAAGGAGUAUGAACUCGCCAUCGAAGGCCGCAGAAAUACUGCCGCCGCAGCUGCCGCCCAAAGUGACCCGAAUGGGCUUAGUCUGGAGAAGCUCGAAGGUUCCAUAUUAAUGGUUCCCACAUCGCCCGUUCGCGGCCUUCAAACCACUGCAUUUGGUUAAACCCUCCAGUUUCACCUUUCUUUGGUUUAAACUUCCAUUCUCGCACCAUGUUCCCUACCGCCGCCCGUCUCUCCCAGGCGGUUCGUGUCACCCUCUUCACUCGUGUCAACUGCGGCCUGUGCGACACAGCCAAACACACCGUAACGCAGUUACACAAACGGCGGCCCUUCAAAUACUCCGAAUUGGACAUCAUGGUCCCUGCCAACAAACCGUGGAAGGAUGUCUAUGAGUUCGACGUCCCCGUCUUACACGUCCAGUCAGUCAAGGGUCCCGGAGAAGCCGACCUCUCCGACCCAAAGAAAUUAUUUCAUCGGUUCACCGAGCAAGAAGUUGAAACACUGGUCGAUGAGGCCGAGAAAGCGCAAUCAUGAAAUCUAGAUUGCAUAGAGCGUAUACCGGCAUUUUCCCUUAAACCGUUUACCGAAUACUGUCUAUCCUAAGACUUUCCUCGAUGCUCCGGGUAUCUCCCGACGCUGGAGACUAGUAUUUGGGGACGGGACAGCGGCUUUGGCCUCAACUUCACGGUCUCCGCGGUAAACAUCAAUAGACUAUAUUGCUACAACAGUCCUAGGUAAUUUUUAAGGGUAGUCAAGGGAUCGUCGCGCAGUUCGAACAAUUAACAAGACCCCAACGAUCUUCUCGACUUCGGUCUUUUUGCCGUCAUUUUGGAUUUGUACGAACACACUAGCUUACGAUCUCAAAAUUAAGAGCAACGGAUUACUGGCCUUGCUU
Aspergillus alliaceus is the source of this 932-nucleotide messenger RNA. RefSeq lists its product as uncharacterized. The record is from RefSeq and is a predicted model, not a curated record. The transcript has a single exon. NCBI's taxonomy places the organism in Eukaryota, Fungi, Ascomycota, Eurotiomycetes, Eurotiales, Aspergillaceae. The coding region runs from base 248 to 571 and encodes 107 amino acids.